Ctenopharyngodon idella (grass carp) is the source of this 1537-nucleotide messenger RNA. Its product is annotated as glycoprotein-N-acetylgalactosamine 3-beta-galactosyltransferase 1-like. Bases 147 to 1136 code for a protein of 329 amino acids. Gene Ontology annotation, molecular function: N-acetylgalactosaminide beta-1,3-galactosyltransferase activity. Gene Ontology annotation, cellular component: membrane. The record is from RefSeq and is a predicted model, not a curated record. The transcript has 4 exons. NCBI's taxonomy places the organism in Eukaryota, Metazoa, Chordata, Actinopteri, Cypriniformes, Xenocyprididae.
AAAAAAAGGUGUGACAUGACAAUCACAAUGUUUUGAGACAAACAACUGAACCUCAGCAGAGAGCAGUCGCCCUCCUUGAUUUAAAAUUUAAGAAGUCAUUUUAAAUAGGCAGAAAAUAAUAAAAAUGUGACCUAAGCUGCACCGAUAUGAUUUCUCAGCACAUAUUGCUAUUUUGUGGGAUAUGCAUUGGUUUUCUCUUUGUUCAACAACUCAUAAGUGUUAGAUUUGACCUUCUAGCCAGAGCACUUCCAUCUCCACAUACUCUUUCCUUUCAAGCCAAAAGUCAUGCAUGGACAAAGAAUGAUGAGCAGGCACAGUCCCUGUAUUCCCAUGUGCGUGUGUUGUGUUGGGUCAUGACGAGGCCUGAAAAUCUGCAGAAAAAGCUCCAGCACAUUCGUGCCACCUGGGCUAAACACUGUAACCAGGUGCUGUACAUGAGCUCGCAGAGCUCCGACUUCCCCACCGUGGGGCUCAAUGUCAGCGAGGGCCGAUCUCAGCUGUACUGGAAGACCAUCCGUGCCUUUCAGUACCUCCAUGCCCACCACCUCCAGCAUGCCGACUGGUUCCUCAAAGCAGACGACGACACAUUUGUGGUGGUUGAAAACCUGAGAUACCUACUUUCCCAUCAUGACACUGAGGAGCCUGUUUAUUUCGGCCACAAGUUCCGGCCGUUCGUACGUCAGGGUUACAUGAGCGGAGGUGCCGGAUACGUUCUGAGCCGAGAGGCUCUCAGGAGAUUUGUGCAAGGUUUCAGCACAGGACGCUGCAAGCAUUUCAGCUCCGUGGAGGACAUGGCCUUAGGAAGGUGCAUGGAGACCAUGGGAGUGAAGGCCGGGGAUUCAAGAGAUCCAAACAAACGAGAAACAUUUAAUCCUUUUAGACCGGAAAACCACCUUAUUCCCCCAGAGAAUGGAAAACAGACCUGGGGCUACAGUUACUACAAAACCAGACGGGGCCCUGACUGCUGUGCGGAUUUUGCGAUAUCGUUUCAUUAUGUGAAACCUGCAGACAUGUACAUGCUGGAGUAUUUUGCACAUCACCUCCGACCAUUUGGAUACAAGUACAGAUUCAACACUAUUCAACAAAACAGCACCAGUGAACUUAAACCACAUUACAAAUACAAUAGACAAGAAUAAAAAACACAAAGAUGUUUUCAUUAGAACAUUUGAUGGAAGAAGACAGAUUACUGAUUGUUUUUCUGCAUGAAUAUUUGUUCAUUGCCCAUGAAGAAAGAGUUUUUUGUUGGUUUGCUCAAAAUAAUGUCUGAAUGUCACUGCAUUAGAUGACAACAUAUCAAACUACUUUUAAUUUUUCUGAGCCAUGUCUUCUAUAUUUCUUUCAAAUGAAAGCUGCUGUUUGAUAUUUUGCUAUAUAAUGCAGUCUCAAUUCGACAUUUUAAGUGUACCAAAUACUUUUAGUGGCCAUUAUUUAUGCAAAUACAUCCAUUUAUUUAAUUGUUCAAGUUCUUCUGAGCAGUUUAGUUAUUUAAAAUGUUCAUAGUUAAAUAUUAAAAGUUAAAAUAUUUUUAAAUACUAAA